This is a messenger RNA of Trichoderma gamsii, 2934 nucleotides long. RefSeq lists its product as hypothetical. Lineage: Eukaryota; Fungi; Ascomycota; Sordariomycetes; Hypocreales; Hypocreaceae. The coding region runs from base 1 to 2934 and encodes 977 amino acids. The record is from RefSeq and is a predicted model, not a curated record. The transcript has a single exon.
AUGCCUCGCGCAUCAGCAUCGGGCAAGCGACAUACAGGUGGCGCCGGUCAUCGCGACACGAAGCACGAGAAUGGGCUCGUAGGCCCGGCGAAACGAACCACUGGCAGGAAGGGCCCCAAUCACUCCGAAGGCCCUGCGAGGCCCGCCGACAAUGGCGCCGGCCACGCAGGGCCGCAGCUUGUGACCCAGGGCGUGCCCAACGGCAGCUCCAAGGCUGGCAUCGACUUCGCCCACGAUCACCGCACCGCCGAUACCCGCAGGUCCUCUGUCGGCAACGAUUCUGAGACGUCCACCUCCGAGUCGUGCACCUCCCACAUGGCAUCUGGUGGCGCCGUCGAUGGCGGCCAUCGCCAGAUCGACGUCAACGCCAUGAAGAACAUCGAUGUGCACCGCGACUCGAGCCCCCUCGACAUCGUGGCCACCGUCCUCAAGUCCCUGCCGAUGCAGGAUACGCUCGCCAUCCUCAUCAUCCUCAUGCAGCUCCCGACUCUUUCCCUCUCCAUCAUCUACGGCAUCUUUACCUGCUUGACCUUUGUUCCCACCGUCACCACAAGCUCGGGCAUCAAUCUCAACUUUGCCGAAAUCUUUGAUGGCCACUCGACCAUGCCUUCCUUUGUCACCAUGUUUUGCAUGGAUUUCUUUUUCCUCCUCAUCUGGCUUUUUCUUUGGCAGCCAAUCCAGGAUGCUAUUCUGGAUCUAGCCAAGCCCAUCAUUGCCAUCACUCUCGGCGGCGGUGCUACUUACCGGAAUGGCAGCUCGAGAGGGAUUACGACUUGUGCCGUCUGGAUUGCGGGUAACCAAUUCAUCCGUAGUACACGAAGCCAUUGGUCCCGCUUUGCCAGACACAUCCCCGAAGACUGGCCGGUCCCUUCUGCCUUGAGAGGCACACUCGAAUCCACAUCACUCAUGCACGAUAAGAGAAGUGCAUUUGCGUGGGUACGAAGCGGAUUGGCCAUUCAUAUCUUGACUCAGGGGCUGGUCAGAUACAUCCGAGAGUGGUACCUGAGGAGGGAAAAGGCCAGCGCGGCAGCUGGCCAGCAUGACCCCGAGGCUGGGAAAUCCGUCGCCACCAUCUCGAUCAAUGGCGAAGUUCCGCACGACACUGGCUUCAACACUCCAGACACAGAGGCUGGGUGUGCUCAGCUCCCACCUCCACCCCCUACCAACAAGAAAAGAAGAAAGCAGGGUACGCAAGUCAGACUACAGCAGCCGCUAUGGGCAGCGCUGGCUAGCACCAAGAUUGUUGUAAUGAAAGAGUACGAGUCGUCUCACGUGUCCUCCAAAUCACUUGGCGUCAACACGACAGAUAUACACAACCUCGGGAAUGCGCCUUUCAACACUCAGCCUAAACAGAUAUGGAUAUCCUAUAUUGGUUGCGACGAAGCAUGUUUUAACACCAGCAAUUUUCCCGACGUCGAUGACGUGCCGCUGCCUCUGACCACCCCCAAUGGACAGCCCAUCGCGCGACCCACUGGCGUCGACACAUCCAAACCUUUCUACGUCAAGGUCAAUAAUGCAUUUUGGCAGCCAACUCGCAUUUUCCCAGUUGUUGAUGAAGAUGACAGCGGCCGAGCAGGUGAAACUCGCUGGACGGGAGACAUUUAUGGCCUCCGGCCGUCGUCAAAGUACGUGUGUGAGUUUGUGGACACUAGGACUGACAAGGUCAUCUUCUCAACCAACAUCCGCACUGUCAAAGAGCCAGCACGCGAAAACGACGGUGCACCUGUUGCUGUGUCCGGCAACCAGCAAUCCCUCCAGCCCGAUUCUCCCGCCACCACCCUGCGUAUUUCCAUUGCGGCGGCUGAAGCAAAGCUCAACGACGAGAAAAAUCGCCUCAAGACUUGGCGCAAGGAAUGGAAGUCCAGAAUUAACGCCCUCAAAAAGGAGAACGAGCUCCUUGACAAUCAGAUAGCCUCAGCCGGCCACAACGACGACAAAUAUAGACAAAAAGUUCGCCAACAAGAGAUACAGAAGGCACAGGCCGAGCGUGAAACGGGAACCAUAAUCGAGCAGCUCAAGAAGUUUGACAGCUCCCCGGAACUGGCCGAGAAGAAGCAAGGAAUGGAACGGACCUACACUAAUGAGAAGAAGCUAUAUGAUGCAGCUCAGAAGAGUUUACGCGAAUACAAGGCGAAGUUGGAGGGUGAAGUUCAUACCAAGGAAAACGAGAACAGCAACCUCAUCACCAAGCGUAACAAGAUCGCCACUCGCAUCGCCAAAGUCGAAAACGAGCUUGCCAACAUUGCUGAUGCAAACAAUCGAGGCCUCAACGAAGUGGAGCGGCGAAAGCGAGAGCGCGCCAACUGGCAGGAGCAGGUCAUUAACACGGAAAAGGCCUAUCAUGAUCAGCUCGGGCAGAUUUAUGCAACGAACAAUGCAAAGGUCGAGCACAUUCGCAGCCUCCAGAAUCAGAUACAAGGAAUUCAAAACUUCUUGAGCCAGGCUAGCAGCAUGCCCGUGGAGAUGGCCCCUCUCGAUCCUACCGCCGUGACUGCGCAUCCUGCCUUUCAGUCACCGCGGCCGCCACAGCAGCAGCUCCCCCCGCAUCAGGGUCAGCCUCAAACUCCCUGGCAUCCCAACCCGAUUGGUUAUCCGCCCAACAUGUACGUGCCACUGCCAAAUGGUGAGAAUCACUCAACUUCUUCUCUCCCUUUUACUCUGCCCGGUAUCGCCGCAUGGCAGUCACCGCCCAUGACCACGUUCGAGAAUCGCGGCAUCAAGUCGCGCGGUCGCAGUUCUAGCAUGCUCAGCGACGUCAGCGGUUUCACCCAGCCGAGCGAUGAGGAGCCCCGGUCUCCCGUUGGCAUGGGCAUGAACAUGGCGCGACGGCCCAUGUACACCAAGCGGUUUGGCGUUCAUGACAGCAGAGGGAGCACCGGUAGUGGCGGUAGUGGCGGCAGUGGCAGUAUGGGUGAUCCAUCGAGCCCGUCUUGA